AUGAAGGACCCGUUCAAGAAAGUUCACGUGUGCUCUUUCGGCCAUUUCGGUGGCGACGGGGACAAAAUUCCCCAGUGGGUAAAAGCACACGGAGGGCAAUAUUCGAAGAACGUCAGCCAGGAUGUCACUCAUCUUGUCACCACAAUGGAGGCAUUCAAGAAGAACGUCGAAAUCGUGCGAAAGGCCAAGCGCUUCAAAGUCAAGAUCGUUUCCUACGAUUGGCUCGAGGAUUCACUGUUGUCCAAGAGCCGAGCUCCCAAGCGCGAAGGGCCAUAUCUUUUGGAAACCAUUUUUAAGAAUGAGAAGAAAGCCAGCGCUGAAGCAAAGGCUAAGAAGGUUCCGAAGCGACAAACAAAGGUGAAGGCAAAACGAACUAUGAAGUCGAAAGACCCAUUUACGGCUAGGUUUGGGACCAUUAAGAAAGGCGCUGCUGCAACUGACUAUCACCUCUAUACGGACAACAAGGGUGUGACUUACAACGAGGUGCUCACUUGCCCGACAAUCCAGGCGACUCGCGAGAAAUACCAGCUCAAGAUCUUCGAGCUCACCGGCAACCCAAACACCUACGCUACCCAUGUCAAAUACACGCGAACCGGUAAAUCAACAACUGAGCUCAAGGCACCGAUUGGAAGCACCCUACAAGACGCCAUGUCGGCGUUCGAGCAAUUUUUCGAGGAACAAACUGGCAAGAAAUGGGCAAAUCGAUUGGACGGAGUGGCACCCGAACGCAAACGAGACGACGACGGCAAUGUCCUCCCAAUCUCCGGGGGCUGGUUCCACUGUGAGCAAAACAAUAGCAUCAUUUCGAAUUUCCUACGGGAACCGCCUCGAGCUGUUGCGGAGCCAACGGUAUCCGCUUCAGACAAUGGUGCAGACGACAGAGAGGAGGACGCAGAAUCGCAGACCGAGGUCUUAGAUGAACUGGUCGAGGGCGAGGAUGGGAAUGCUUGA
This is a messenger RNA of Aspergillus melleus, 951 nucleotides long. RefSeq names its product BRCT domain protein. The coding region runs from base 1 to 951 and encodes 316 amino acids. NCBI's taxonomy places the organism in Eukaryota, Fungi, Ascomycota, Eurotiomycetes, Eurotiales, Aspergillaceae. The transcript has 5 exons. The record is from RefSeq and is a predicted model, not a curated record.